AUGGUUGGUGAAGGUACUUCUUUGACAGAUUUCUUCGACAGUUAUGCCGAACAGUUUGCAGAGACAAACUUGAUGAUGUCAUCGGAUGCAGCGUCUUCAGACGACAUCUUCAGUAUGCUUGAAGUUCUCGAGGGUGUUUCUGCUGAAUUCACGUCCCUGAAACCUUUGGAGAGCGCUAGCGGCGGGUUUCAUGAGAAAGAGGUUGAUCAUCAUCAUCCAUUGGGGUCUCAGAAGUCGACCUCUUCCUGCAGUGCUUUACAAGAAGUCGUGGAGGCGGAGAUGGAGAUGGUUUCGCCCAAGAGUAAGAGACAGAAGCUGUCUUUAGUAGAAGAAGGCGGUGUAAUCUCAGAUGGACAGCAGAAAGUGUCGCAUAUCACGGUGGAGAGGAACCGAAGAAAGCAGAUGAAUGAACACUUAACAGUUCUUCGUUCACUAAUGCCUUGCUUCUAUGUCAAAAGGGGUGAUCAAGCAUCAAUAAUAGGAGGAGUAGUUGAUUACAUCACAGAAUUACAACAAGUUCUUCAAUCACUUGAGGCAAAGAAGCAAAGAAAAGCUUACAGUGAUGUUCUGAGCCCUAGACUUUCACCACUCAGCCCCCGAAAACCCCCUCUAAGCCCUAGGCCGAUCUUGCCGAUUAGCCCAAGAACCCCACAACCAGUAACCCCUUAUAGAGCCUGCAGGUUGCAGCAACCUCAUCUAGUCCCUAUUAUUAACACAUCUUACUCACUUGACCCUUCACCUUCUACUUCUGAUAUCUCAACUUCUGAUAUUGUUAACAACGAGCUUGGUGCAAAUUCCAAGUCAUCUAUUGCUGAUGUUGAGGUGAAGUUUUCAGGCCCCAAUCUUCUUCUAAAGACUAUCUCACCUCGGUUGCCAUGCCAAGCAACGAAGAUAGUUUCGGUUCUUGAAGAUCUCUCUCUUGAAAUUCUCCAGGCUGGGAUUAACAUUGUUGAUGAAACCCUGGUGAAUUCCUUCACCAUCAAGAUUGGAAUUGAAUGUCAGCUAAGUGCAGAAGACCUCGUUCAAUAUAUUCAACAAACAUUUUGCUCGCCAUUACAUGCAUCAUGCUAG
Molecule: messenger RNA, 1071 nt
Organism: Lactuca virosa
Lineage: Eukaryota; Viridiplantae; Streptophyta; Magnoliopsida; Asterales; Asteraceae
Source: the annotation of a GenBank genome assembly